AUGUUCAAAGUCCCCGACUCAGCACCAUCGACACCCGGCUCACGGCGCGCCGACCAUGACCAUCCAUCAACAACACCAGCACAUCCUCCGCCGACAGGAUACACGAAUGCCUCCUUCACUCCAGCUGGCCUCCCUCCGCAAAGCGUCUAUGGCAAUUCACUCUUUGGCGAAUCGCACAAUACCUUCCACACGCGCUUGCAAUCUCAAGCACAAGCACCGAAACCCUCGUUCGCAGUACCCAGCAGUCCGCCGCGCAACCAUCAGGAAGAGUCGGACGAUGAAAUGGAUGCAGACGGCGAGAGCAUUGACUUCCCCAACAAUCAGCUACCAGCCUUCAAUUCUGCUUUCCCCUCAGCCUUCCGCAGCGUCAACAAGCCGCUACCACAGUCGACCAUGCUUUCAUCACCACGAGGUCUGAAGCGUUCACGUUAUGGAGACGUCAUGGGCAAUUCUUUGCGCCAGUCUACCGGCCUUCGCAUGGACAAGGACAGACAGACUGCCAUCCCGGGUGUCGCAAAGAAUCUGGGAAGCAAAUCUGCUGCGAAGGUGAGCGAGACGGAUGAUCUGGUCUUGCGCACCGACUCCAUCAUGGCUCAGUUGGACGCCGACAUCAAGUUGGGCCAAGGUGGUCAAUCUCCCAUCACGCUCAACCGCACAGCACAGCAGCUUGGCCAGUUAUGGCAGAAACACGCACAACUCAAGUCGCAAUCCGGCGCCAUCGGGCCCAAAUCACAAUCGAACCUCGACAAGGCCAACUAUCUAGCACAACUAUUGCUCCGCCUGCACCAUCCCUUCUCCUCCACUCCCAACACUCCGUCCUCCUACCAGCGCUCUACUGGCUACUCAAAUCUCGCCCUGUCUUCAGACCAGCCCACCUCUAUCCCCCGUGCCCUGCUCGACUGGCUGGUCAUAUACCACAACCCCUUCCCCGAUGACCUCACCGAGGUAAUGCGCUUCCGUCCUACUCCAGUCGCCCACGACCGUUUCUGGGACAUGGUCUAUGCCUGCACUUUGCGCGGCGACAUCGUAAGCGCUAUCAGCUUGUUGGAAACCGCCGACUGGUCGCAAGCCGAAUCCGCUCUUGAGGACGGCUAUGAUGAGCCUGGAUACACUGGCAACCACUUGUACGCUGUCCGCGAAGUCGUCGGCCGCUGCGUCGAUCUGCUCAGUACCUGCCCCGCUGUUACCGAGAACGAUUGGGAUGUCAAGGGUUCCGACUGGGCCAUCUUCCGUCAUCGUGUUCGCCGCGAACUACAAGACUUGCAGGACUUUGCCGAGGCCGAUAGCCGUGACAAGGACCAGUAUGCUGCCGCGCCAUUCGGAAGAGCAAGCUUGAGUUUCAGCACUGCCAGCCGUCGCGCCGAAAGCAAGGUCCCUUGGCUGAUCUAUGAGAGUCUGAAAACCUUGUACGGCCAAUUGUUGGGCAAGCGAGACGAGAUUAUGGUCGCUACUCAAGACUGGCUAGAGGCUGUCAUCUUCCUGACUGCCUGGUGGGACGGUGAAGACGACGAUGUCAUUUCGGAUGAUCUUGCUGCUAGCAGGCGUUCGAUGCGCCAAUCGCAGUCUAUCCGUCAAGUCGACGUCUCUCCUCUUUUCGCCUACAAGAAACAACUGCUCUUAGCUUUCGCCGCCACUACCGACAAGCCUGAUGAAGAUGAAUUCUAUCUCAACACCCUCAAUCCUGUCCACGUUGGCCUCGGCUGCGUUUGCGAAGAUGACAUGCAAGGUAUCAUUGGUAUCUUGAGGUCUUGGUCUUUGCCCAUCGCAUCGGCUGUCGUCGAGCUGGCCAGUGCUGCAGGCUGGAUGCCAUCUGCAGCCACCAACGUUCUGGAUGCCUUCGAUCAAGACGACUUGAUGGUAUUGAGCCAUGGCCAGCCUUCAAAAGUAGACGAGAUUAGGCGCGACGACGUGCUGAUUCAAUACGCGACCGCCCUCGCCAAGAAGGAUUCAUUCAAAAAUGCGACUGGCAAGCCUGUGCAGGAAGGUUGGGAUCUUGCUUGCCGUGUUCUGGGCCGUCUCGAUAGCUUCGAGACAGCCAAGUCUAGGAUCUCGGAGCUGCUGAACCAGAUCACCCUCGACUCUACAACACGAGUGGACAAGGUACUCGCUGUUCUCAAUGAGAUCGGCUUGCCUGACCAAGUUCGCGAGAUCGCGGAGCGCUAUGCCGAUGAUUUGGCAGCUUCUAGCCAGGACUUUGGUAGCGCACUCGUCUACUAUGCUCGCGCACACGCCUCGCAAAAGCUCCGCAGCACCGUCGAUCUCCUCAUCUCCUUUUGCUUGGUUCAGAGUGCAGCAUUCCCUCCACAAGCAAUCAUCGACUCGCAGUUAGAUGCUCUGCUCAAUGAUCAGCAUGCCACUCUUCACCAAGUCGCCCGUCAGGACGUUGCAGCUGCUCAACUAUUGGCAUCACAACUCAGUGGUUACGCAACUCUGCGUCGCUUCUAUGACCUGCGCGAUGCGGAUGCUGCAAAGGAUGCCACAGAAGCCGAUGUAGAGGAUGACGAAAUUGCUGCCAGUCGCAAGCCCGGCAUGCUGAGACCAUUGGCAAGAAAGCGUGAAGCCGCCAGAGCGUUGAUGGCUGUUAUUGAGUCUGCCGCGGAUAGUAUUCGUGGUGGUUUGUAUGACCCCGACACUCAAUCCGUGGUACAAGUCGAUGCUCUGAUGGCUUUGUUGUGCGAAGCCUUGCCUCUUAUGAAUCAAUCAAAGCAGAUCCUCAAGACACCACACCUCCUCACCUUGAUCCGCGCAAUCGAAGAUCUCGAAACAAUAACACCCGGCAUCUACGCUCAGAAUACCGCCCUCUUCACCGCAGCAAUCUCCGCCUACAAUUCUUCUUCCUCUCCCUCAACCGCUGCAACAACCGCCACACCCCCAACCAUCGAUCUGAGCAAAUCCAUCGCUGGCCUGAAACAAAGUGUCUCCUGGAACAUGGUGAACAGUAAUGGUAGCAUUGCCUCUGAAGGUCAAAGCAAUGUAGGUGGACAAGAUAUCUUGCAAGGGUUGAAUGUUAGCAGAGCGUGGGAUUGGAGGGUCGGUGCUGUGUAUAUGAAGGGCAAGAGUGUCAAGGCAGAGGACGUUAUGAGGGUCUUGAGGUGUCAAGUCGCUGUUGAGAUGGGCAGGGUGUGGAUGUAA
Aureobasidium pullulans EXF-150 is the source of this 3132-nucleotide messenger RNA. RefSeq lists its product as uncharacterized. Gene Ontology annotation, cellular component: nuclear pore outer ring. The record is from RefSeq and is a predicted model, not a curated record. Gene Ontology annotation, molecular function: structural constituent of nuclear pore. Gene Ontology annotation, biological process: positive regulation of DNA-templated transcription; protein import into nucleus; mRNA export from nucleus. NCBI's taxonomy places the organism in Eukaryota, Fungi, Ascomycota, Dothideomycetes, Dothideales, Saccotheciaceae. The transcript has 2 exons. Bases 1 to 3132 code for a protein of 1043 amino acids.